Messenger RNA from Silurus meridionalis, 7049 nucleotides. It is a transcript of the gene nsmfb, whose product is annotated as NMDA receptor synaptonuclear signaling and neuronal migration factor b. NCBI's taxonomy places the organism in Eukaryota, Metazoa, Chordata, Actinopteri, Siluriformes, Siluridae. Gene Ontology annotation, molecular function: protein binding. Gene Ontology annotation, biological process: positive regulation of neuron migration; regulation of neuronal synaptic plasticity. Gene Ontology annotation, cellular component: cytoplasm; nucleus. The record is from RefSeq and is a predicted model, not a curated record. The transcript has 16 exons. Bases 261 to 1976 code for a protein of 571 amino acids.
GCACACGGUGUGCAUGAUGCUGGCAGCGCGGUACUUGACUGUCGGAGCUCCAGGUUGCGCAUCAUUCCACUUAUCUCUGGACACGCGAAAGCGCAGAGCCAUGAAUCUUAGGUCAGAGUAAGGAACUCGUCGGAUAUCUCACCAAUACAGACUGCGCCUCCGUCCUGAGGACCAUUUGGUAUAUAACCAUUUCUCAGUCUUCUUGCUCUGCGGACUAGUGGAAUGAGCUGCUUUUGUCACGGUGUUGUUUCCUGUGCAGUAUGGGAACUGCCGUGUCCAAAAGAAAGAAUUUAAGAAACGAUGCCAUUUCCUCCGUCGCCGCAAAAGUUAGAGCAGCUCGCGCAUUUGGAGAGUACCUUUCACAAAGCAACCCUGAGAACCGCAACGGAUCAGAUCACCUGCUGUCUGACACCUUUGUUGGCCAAGACUCUGAAUCUCCAAGCAUUAGCUGCCUUCACAAGAAUAACCAUCUGCAGCCAUACUCUAGAACAUCUCCCAUAGCCAAGCACACACAAGAUCAGCCAGAUCCGGGCCUUGUGCCAGUUCCUGUGUCGGCCAGCGCCAAACGUCGUCUCUCUGUGGAGCGCAGCCUCUCGUCCGAGGAUCAGCCUCCAUCCCACCAGCCCCAACAAAGUUCGGUGAAGCCAGCUCGUGUCUACACCAUCAGCAGAGAAGGUGGAAUGCUGGGAGCCAGGGGCAGCGAGGAGAGCCUGGAGCUCGAGGUCCUACAGGGCCCCCAAAGUCGCACUAACCACCAGAGGACAAGCCAUCGCAGUAGUCAUGCUCACCACCAUCACACUCCAUCUUCUCAGCCACUACAGAGCUCAGGAAGUGCACAUAACAUCCGGGAUUGGGGUUCAAGGCGAAGUGGUUCAAGGGAGGACUACCCACGGCCACCAUGUCACAGCCAGCGCUCGCUUGACCUUGAUACAGUGCCAAGAGACAGCUCCAAGCAGCGCAAAAAGCUUGAGAGGAUGUAUAGUGAGGAUCGGGUGUCCACUGAGGACCGAGAAGAGCACACCAACAACUGGUUACCCAAAGAGAACAUGUUCAGCUUCCAAACUGCCAGCACCACCAUGCAAGCAAUAUCGGCUUUCCGCGGCUUUGCUGACAGAAAAAGGAGGAAAAGAGAACAGGAGGCCACCGCACUGAUGGAAAGAAACUUCCGGAAGCACCUGCGGAUGGUGGGCAGCAGGAGGAUGAAGGCUCAGACAUUCGCCGAUCGCAAAACGAAGAGCUUCAGUCGUUCCUGGAGUGACCCCACCCCCAUCAAGCCAGACUCGCUUCACGACUCCAGAGACAGUGGAGAUCUUCAGGUGUCCUCAGGCACUCUGGAUGAGGGAGAGUAUGAUGAUGUAGACUGGGAGGAGGAGAAAGAGCUGGAGCGGCUUGCUUGUGAAGGGGAUGACUUCAUUCCUCCAAAAAUCAUGCUGAUUUCAUCCAAGGUUCCCAAGGCGGAGUAUGUGCCCACCAUCAUACGCAGGAACGACCCGUCCAUCAUCCCCAUCCUCUAUGACCACGAGCAUGCAACUUUUGAUGAUAUACUGGAGGAGAUUGAAAAGAAACUUAACGCCUACAGAAAAGGCUGCAAAAUCUGGAACAUGCUUAUCUUCUGUCAGGGAGGACCUGGGCACCUCUACCUCCUAAAAAACAAAGUGGCAACAUUUGCAAAAGUGGAGAAAGAGGAGGACAUGAUUCAGUUCUGGAAGAAACUGGCCCGGCUUAUGAGUUUGCGAAAUCCUGAGCCAAAUCUCAUUCAUAUUAUGGGCUGUUAUGUAUUGGGCAACGCAAAUGGAGAGAAGCUUGUGCAGAACCUCAAGAGGCUGAUGAGACCAUAUGCUGUGGAGUUUAAGAGUCCUCUGGAACUCUCUGCACAAGGGAAGGAAAUGAUCGAGACGUAUUUCGACUUUCGUCAGUUCCGUCUGUGGAAGAGCCGGCAGCACUCCAAACUCCUCGACUAUGACGACCUCUUGUGACACCUCCUUGUUUCUCUUUAGAGUGCCCCGGAGAGGCGUGUAGCUCCAUUUAGGGCCAUACCGUGGCUAAGUUCCCCUCUAGAGCCUCAGUGUGAACGCUCUGAGCUGGAGGACGGUGAUGAGGAAGCAUGAAGACGGCUGUUUGAAUAGCUCGCGCCGACAUGCGGAUGAAGGCAGGCGAUUCAGGAUUUAGCCAUCGCUUCAAGGUGCCAUUUGUAUGACCUUUUGAACUCUCACCUGAAAAUGAGAGAUGUAAUGGUGAUGGAUAGUAGGUUCAUAUCGAGCUUAAUGAUGUGUUUCAAGAGAAAUUGACUUUUUUAAAAUGAUGUCCCUGGGGAGGAAGCUAACAUGGCCACAUUUGUUUUUUGAGUAGCUGUCUAGCUGUGCUGCAAUGAAUCACCAGGGACUGAUUUAUCAGUGGUUCUGAUUUUAGUCUUCUUUAGAAACUAAGUACUUAUUUGUUAUUUAUCAGGUAGAGGCAGUAAAAUAAACAAUUUUACUAAUCUCACAGGACUCCGUAUAGUACUGUAGUUGAGAAAAUUGCCAUAGUAUUCCUUAUUUAGAGCAUUGAUAUUUUUUGACAUUUUUUUUCUGGAGGAGAACUCAGGUUUUAUGAAGUAACCUCCCGGACCUGCAACAAUUCAGAAUUAUCAACAAAAGUUGCAGAAAUAAGAGGUCAGCCAAAAUGAAAUAUAGAAUUUAUUUAGUGUGUGUUUGUUUGUGUGUGUGUGUGUGUGUGUGUGUGUGUGUGUGUGUGUGUGUGUGUGUUAGAUUUCCAUAGAGUUAUGAAGUAAAUUUUCAUAGUGGAAAUUUUCAAGCAUCUUUCAUGAAUGAUUGAUUAAACAAUGUUAUAAUAUUGCUGAGCUCAUCCCAGAUCAAAACCCACCAUCUCUGUCAGAUGGAGUUACAGUAUGUGCCACAAAUAAGAUAUUUGUCAAAAAUAUGAUUAACAUUGAUGCAGCAUUUGAUUCAACAUGACCUCCCAUUUUGCAAUUUCGAAACCAAUCAGAUAACAAGUUUUAAAUAAUUUAAGAAAAUAUUUAAGACUAACCCUAAAACCCCAAAAUUUAAGAAAAGAAAACAAAUUAUAAAUUGAGCAUAAUCAUCUUUAAUUUAUAAUAGGAUCAAGUCAUAGACAAAAAGCCCUACUCUGUUCUGUCAAGUUGUGGCAAUAUUAUAAAAAAAAAAGAAUAAAUAAAUAAAAAAACUAAAUUGACUAUAAAUGUUCAAAAUUGAUAAUUGCAUUGAUAACAUUGAUCUGUGAGACAAUAAUUUGUUUAGAUCAUUUUUUUUUUUAAAUAUCUAUGAUUUUUUUAAUAUAUCAAGGUAUGUUUUUCUAUAAAACAUACCUUGUUUCUCUAAUUCAGGCAGUUAAAUAUUUUUAAAAAAGUUUAACUGUUAAAAUGCUGUCUAACACAAUAUUGUGACAAUAUAGUAUAACAUAAUAAAAAUUAAGAUUGUUUAAAUGAUUAGAACAAAUGUUUUUUUAGGCACAUGCCUAGAAGGAUGUAAUAUUAGUUCAAACUGUUUUGUGGUUUUUGAGGUGUAUUGAUAAGCUGAAAUUAAUCUAGACUGUUGUGCAGGUUUGCUCUGAUAUUGUAAAGCCUUUUAUACAUGUACGUGUGUACAUUCGUAUGUGUUCAGAAAUGUGCUGAUCCUUUGUUAACAUAGACCUACGUGUACAUCUUUGUAAUUUUAGAGGAAAGGACCUGAACUCAUGCUUGUUCAUAGCGUAAGGUUAAAGGGUGCAAUUCUUGGCAAUACUUCUUUUAUGAACAUAAGCAUUACCAACCAAAUGCUACUGUGAUUUGUUUUAGAUUUGUUUUUACAGUAUAUCUCAGUGAUGUCAUUUUUAUUUGUAAAAAAUUGUUUUAUGUGGACACAUCACCGUUUGCUUCUGCAUGCUCGCAAGCCUAAACAGAAGUAAUAACAUUCAGUAUGUAAAAUUGGACAGGAUGUGCUAAUCAACAUCUUGGUGCAUUCUGUCAAGAAUCACAGGUGUGGCUUCCACCCUGAAGAUGAUUGCUUUUCCAAUAACAGAAAGUGUUUUAUUCCUCUUAUACCACAGCAGUUCUCCAACGUUGUAUGUUUUAUGCAUUUAUACUGUAGUUCUUUCUGUUUAGGUCUUCCAGAAGACUUCCCUCUGUUUAAAAGCCUAGUUCCAGCUUUAUUUCUGACUGUUACAAAGCAUAUUAGAACAUGUGAAUUAACGCAAACCUUAACUCACUUCUGACCAAUUGAGAUUUUAGAUUCUAAAAUUCUGUGGUAUAAGCUGUGAUAAUAACCAGCUGUGUAAUCUUGCUUUGUCCUUUAAUUCUGAUUAAUCCCCAUUGAUUCCUGUAUAGCACAUUUCCUUUUUCCAGCACUGUGCUGUUUGUUUUUCUUCUGCUACCUGGUUGCAACCCUGAUAAAACUAAAGCCAAGAAUAUGUAGGUCAACAAGAACAAUAGUGCUGACAUUAAUAAGCUUGUUGGAUGCCUGGACUCCGACAGCCACAUGCGAGAACCAUAAGGGCUCAGCAAGAGAUGUUGAACCAUCUGGGUGUUGGGCACUAAUCUCCCGGGUAGGACACUGUGUGACUGUGACUUACACACAUGCCUCACCUAACCCUGGAGUGUCAUAAUAUGCUGAGUUGGCAAGAUUUAGCAGCUCGUUAUGGAAUGAUGGAAGUUGCUGGAAUUUCGGCGUCAUGAAUUACGUCAGCUCUUGGACUGGAUUCUGAGAAGGCUAUAAACCUGCAUGUCUCUCACUAGACAUCUUCGAAUUCAUGGCUAUAUUUUGUAGCAAUAGACAUUGUGAUUUUUAACUGUAGAACAACCUGUAUGUGUAAGAUGUGUUCAUGUGUGUAUCACACGUUUAAUCACUCACUGACCGGUUUUCGCAAUAGAGUGUGUGAGAAACAUGUUUAGGAUCAGACUCAGGACCUGAAAAUGCUUAACAGAUAACUUAUAGUAACUGUACUUGUAGAUGUAUUGUAUUAAUUAAUGUAACCAUACACUAAGGACACUAUUUAUUGUGCAGCGCAGUUAUCUGGUAAUUGUGAAAAUUACCUAUAGAAGGUAUUAUAAACUGACUUUUUUGAUAUGUAUUUGAUUCAUAGUGGGAAGUGUUCAUAGAGGUACCAGACAUCUGCAUAAGCAUUUUAUGACUACUGUUUUUAAGGUCCUAUUUACUCAGCUAGGACAAAAACACAAACAAAAUGCUUUUUGGAAUGUUAAUGUUCAGUCAUGAUGGCAAGUCAAGAUUUGUUGUUGACAUAAGAUUGUUGUAUGACAUUUUUAGGACUGACAUAUCAAUUCUUGAGAACACACUUACAAAUAUACCAUUUUAAAGACAAUUAUAACAUGUCAGGAUCAGAGUCACAUAAUAAUGGUUUGGCAUGUCAAACAUCACUCAUCAAUAAUUUGAUUUCAUAGCAAAUGUACAGUAUUUAUCUGUCAUCCUGGUGUCAUUGUUUUGCAGCAGUUUAUUCAUAAAGAUCAUAUACAGCAUGAACUUAAACCCACUUUAUUAAAAAAAAAAAACACACCCACACACAGAUCUGUCAUUCAGUUAUCAUAAAGAUGUCAUCUCAUUCAUCAACUCUUUUUAGGAGUUUGACUUAUGCUUUGCUAUCAGCAUUUACAUUACACAGCAAAUUGUCAUGUCAGUGUUAUUAAAACCAAGUGCCUAGUAAAGGAAACACUGUAGUGUUAAAUUUUCCAGCGAAUCUCCUUUAGCAAGUGUCACCUCACCACGAUAUGACUGUGACAUGACAUCCUAACUUAAAGAAAAGCUUCAACAUGAACCACAUUAAAUAUGUUGCAUAUUAAAUAUCUUAGAGAUGUUGGUGCUAAAUUGUUUGUUGGUGCUGCAAUUUCAUUAUUGUCAUAAGAAGACCACAUUUUUUAUUUUUACGUGAUGUUCCAUGCCACAUAAAUCUAAUGAAAAUUUUUCAUUAAAGUUUAAUUUUUAUAGUAUAUGAUGAUUGCUGAAAUGUGAGGGGUGUACUCACUUUCGUUUGGUACUGAAAAUAUAAAUGAAUAUUCAAAGUUCCAGAGUGCAAUGCAACUACUGGACAUAGUUGUGCUUUCACCCUUAGCAGGAUGCACAAAUGAUAAGGUGAAAAAGCUGGACAGACUGAGUUCCACUUCAUCACUUUUUUUAGGUACAGUUUAAGCUAAAGUUAAUCCCACUGGCACCACUACACUGGCAUGUGGAAACUAGAUACCAGAAUGUUAAUGGAAUAAUCUUAACGUAAAGGAAUUUUUCUUUCCCUUCAUGUCAGCCUGAAAGUGUCAAAACACAAGCCUGUGUCACAACAAGAUCGAUAAAAACGGUUGAAGUAAUCCUUUAGAAAAUGCUUGUUUAGAUUUACAUCUGUAUGUCAUCACUUAUUAAUGUUUCUCUAUGAACAGUACCCACUUUGCAAUUUAAAGCAUUACUUAUAUAGUUAAGGUUUGAUAUCAAAGAUCAGUUCACACUGAAUUUAAGGGGUCUGGAUUUAUUUAUAACAAAAUGUGUUGAAAUUGACUCAGCAGUAAGCUGACAUUCAAGGUCAGGAAGGAAAUUACACUAAGGUCUUUUUGACCAUGUGAUUUGUUCUUGGAAAAGAAGUGGGCUAUAAUGAUUCAUAUCAACUCAUUUCUCAUAGGCGCAUUGAAUAAUCGAAUUGCAAAUGAAACCUUUUGGAGAAAGCGUGAAUACGAAGGUCUUUUCAGUUUGGCCGAAUGAUUCUAAAUGAUUUCUGGGAUGAUAAUUGGAUAAGAUUACUACUGAUAGACAGCAUCAUGAAUGCACUUUGCUUUAGAAAUGAAAUGUGUGGCGUCAAGGGCACUUUGAAGGGUCCAGUGUUGAACUAAGCGACUCCUCUGGUAAUUUUGAUACUUUAGAGAACAUGAGCUAACUCAUGGUUUAUAUCUUUAUUAGUCCAGUAUAUUUCUUUAUUUCAGAACUUGUAUGAAACUCUACAGAUUUACCGUCACGCUGUACUUACACAGUUGAAGUGUAUGGUUUUACUUUGUCCUGUAGCAGUACAGCACUGAGCAUUAAUGAUGUUUCUAAAAUGGAUUUUUCAAUAAAAAUCUAGGUUGA